This is a messenger RNA of Trichechus manatus latirostris (Florida manatee), 1825 nucleotides long. RefSeq names its product OTU deubiquitinase with linear linkage specificity like (gene OTULINL). The transcript has 9 exons. The coding region runs from base 1 to 1188 and encodes 395 amino acids. The record is from RefSeq and is a predicted model, not a curated record. NCBI's taxonomy places the organism in Eukaryota, Metazoa, Chordata, Mammalia, Sirenia, Trichechidae.
AUGCAGAUUGAAUUCCCAAGGAGCAGUCCCGGCCCCACCUGGCCAGCUGCGGUGUACUUGACACUCGGGUGCAACCCGGCUCCCUGCCCGACGGCACGCGGAGGCCCCGCCCCCUCCCCGCCCCACCGCGGUCUCGGAUUGGCGGCCUGGCGCCGGGAGCGGCCUCGUGCCUCCGCCGCAGCAAAUGACAAAGUUCUCUCCUGGACACUAGUCACAAGCCAAGCCUUCGACACUGCAUGGAGGAUAUUGAAGGGGUCCAUGACGUUGUCAGCCUCGUUCCUGCUGGCCACCCUCUGCUACUUCAGAGGGCUGUAUUUAUACUUAGGGCAUCGACUGAAAUGGUGGAUUGGAUAUCUGCAGAGAAAGUUUAAAAAGAACCUCAGCGUGGAGGCGGAAGUUGAUUUGCUCAGUUAUUGUGCAAGAGAAUGGAAAGGAGAGACGCCCCAUGCCAAGCUGAUGAAGAAGGCUUAUGAGGAGCUGUUUUGGCGGCAUCAUAUUAAAUGCGUUCGACAAGUAAAACGAGAUAACUAUGAUGCACUAAGAUCCGUGUUAUUUCAGAUAUUCAGCCAGGGCCUCUCUUUUCCAUCCUGGAUGAAAGAAAAAGACAUUGUUAAGCUUCCUGAAAAACUGCUCUUUUCGCAAGGUUGUAAUUGGAUCCAGCAAUACAGUUUUGGUCCAGAGAAAUAUACAGGUUCAAAUGUGUUUGGAAAAUUACGUAAAUAUGUGGAAUUAUUGAAAACUCAGUGGACUGAAUUUAGUGGGAUGAAGGAUUAUCAUAAGAGAGGAAGCAUGUGCAACAUGCUUUUUUCUGAUGCGAUUCUGGAAUACAGACUUUAUGAAGCUUUAAAAUUCAUCAUGUUAUAUCAAGUCACUGAAGUUUAUGAACAAAUGAAGGCUAAAAAAGUCAUUCCCAGCCUUUUUAGCCUGCUGUUUUCCAGGGAAACCUCCUCUGAUCCUUUGAGCUUCAUGAUGAAUCACCUGAAUUCUGUAGGCGACACGUGUGGUUUAGAGCGGAUUGAUAUGUUUAUACUUGGAUACUCCCUUGAAGUAAAGAUAAAAGUAUUCAGACUGUUCAAGUUCAACUCCAGGGACUUUGAAGUCUGCUACCCAGAGCAGCCUCUCCGGGAGUGGCCGGAGAUCUCCCUGCUGACCGAGAAUGACCACCACUAUCUCAUCCCCGUCUUCUAAGUCUGCCAUGAGUGGGCACCAGCUCUUGCCAGGGCCAGUGGUCAUGCUUGCACGGAGAGUAUUUCUGGAAAAUCAAAGCUAGUGUUUCAGCCACUGAAGGGACUGGAACGCCUUUCUCUGGAAUUACAGGUACACGGGGACAGAGCCGUGUGCGGAUGGUUUUUCAGUGAUUUCCUGCAAAGCAACUGCACUGAUACUUAUGGGUUGGUGGUUUGACCUUGUUCAUAAGGGCUCUCUGGUGACAUCGCAUGACAGCCAGCCUUAAGAGCACCAGGAAGUUUAACGUGGAGCAGCAACAACAGCAGGGAAACAAGCAAGAAGACAACAAGCGGGGAAAAGUGAUUAACCUGAAGAGAAAGAAUGUCUUUAUCUCCAGCCAUUACGUUCUUCAUUAAGAAUCUCCUCUUUGGCGGAUUUUGGAGCACCAUCAAUAGCUCCUUGUUUUGUAAGCAUUAUCUUCCCAGGAAUCUUUGAGGUCUAUUGACUUUCUAGAACUACUUGUUUAACUUUAGAAUUAUGUGUGUAAAUAUAUAUAUGCGUAUAUGUGCAGGAACCCUGGUGGCACAGUGGUUAAGCGCUCGGCUGCUAACUGAAAGGUCAGUAGUUCAAACCCACCAACUGCUUCGCAGGAGAAAAA